Messenger RNA from Pimephales promelas (fathead minnow), 3744 nucleotides. It is a transcript of the gene nr1d2b, whose product is annotated as nuclear receptor subfamily 1, group D, member 2b. Gene Ontology annotation, biological process: negative regulation of transcription by RNA polymerase II; positive regulation of transcription by RNA polymerase II; hormone-mediated signaling pathway. The record is from RefSeq and is a predicted model, not a curated record. NCBI's taxonomy places the organism in Eukaryota, Metazoa, Chordata, Actinopteri, Cypriniformes, Leuciscidae. Gene Ontology annotation, molecular function: zinc ion binding; RNA polymerase II cis-regulatory region sequence-specific DNA binding; nuclear receptor activity.
AGACUCACACAGACGCCGCACAGAGACUCAGCUUCGGCGAUCCUGCUACAUACGCGCUCUCUUCCUCCGUUAAAUCUCCAUUUAUUCACAACUCUGAACUACAGCUAUUCGAGUCUCUUUUUAUUAGACGGAAAUCGUGUGGAUUUGGUCUCUUGGCUGUCCGGUCUAGAAGAGUCAUCAAUUAUUAUAACUAACGUACUAGAUGUAACUUAACGGUAUGUAUUUAGUUAUAGUUUUCUAGGAGGUAUAUGAUUUUUUCGUCCCUAAAGUAACACGGAGGAGCAGAUAUAUCCAGAUUGUCUGUUUCAUUUAUUCAGACAUGUUUCUCGCGGAGUGUGUGCUGUAGGGUUAGGGCACGUCUGAAGGGAAACUCGGUUUAUAUAGUCUCUCCCAGCGACUCGACAGUUGCUGCUGUGACCCGGUAAAGACGGCACUGCCACACAGGUGACUCGGGCUCGAGCUGUCGGAGGACAUGGAAUCCACGAAGGCCGGUGGGGUAAUAGCUUACAUUAGCUCCUCGAGCUCGGACUCGUGCCUCAGCGACUCCUCCAACAGCAGCUAUCAGUCCUGCUCGCCGCCUCAUGCAGGGCCGGGUCAGCAGGGCGAGGCACUUCCUGUGGCCUCUCAGUCCCGCCCACCGAGGCACGGCGGAGGGAAGGCACGGUCACCCUCCACCACCAAAAGUGGCAUAACAAAGAUUAACGGCCUGGUGCUGCUAUGUAAAGUGUGUGGAGAUGUGGCGUCAGGAUUUCACUACGGCGUUCACGCUUGUGAGGGAUGUAAGGGUUUCUUCAGGAGGAGCAUUCAGCAGAACAUUCAGUAUAAGAAGUGCCUUAAGAACGAAAGCUGUCCCAUUAUGCGCAUCAACAGGAACCGGUGCCAGCAGUGCCGUUUUAAGAAAUGUUUGCUCGUGGGCAUGUCCAGAGAUGCGGUGCGCUUUGGCCGGAUUCCCAAACGAGAGAAGCAGCGCAUGCUGCUCGAGAUGCAGAACGCAAUGAACAACAUGAUGAGCAACGGCCACGGCAACCAGCCCCUGCCUCUUAGCAACCAGACUUCAGCCAGCGACGGAUCUUCCGAGGACAGCGAUGGCCGUUCCUCCAGGAGCAACCCCUCCAAGACCAGCCCUGACCCCGAGCUGCUGAUCGCCAUGGAUACGAGCCAAAGCUCCGACUCCUUCAGUGCCACCGACAGCGGCGAGGAGGAGGCCAUCGGCACACUUACUAGGGCACAGCAGGAGACCUUCAUGUACAACCAGGAGCAGGGCAGUGUGCCUUCUGAAGCCCCGAGCACCUACAGCUAUUUCACUGAGAAGACCCAGGAGGUCUGGAACCGGCAGAACGACACAUCCUCAUCGAGCGAACCGAAGCCACAGUCGAGCGGUGCUGCGCAGGGGACUGAAGACGCCGGCCCACAUCACGGCUGUCCCGUCAGAGCCGACGGAUCAUCUCUUCAGAACCUCCAAACAUUCGGGAGGCUUAACAGGAUGCACCUGGUUUGCCCCAUGAAUACAUCACCCUAUGUGGAUCCUCAGAAGUCAGGUCACAGUAUUUGGGAGGAGUUCUCCAUGAGCUUCACCCCGGCUGUCAGAGAGGUGGUGGAAUUUGCCAAGCGUAUCCCAGGGUUCAAAGAUCUAUCCCAGCAUGACCAGGUCAGCCUGCUCAAGGCUGGCACCUUUGAGGUGCUGGUGGUACGCUUUACAUCCCUGUUCGAUGUGAAGGAGCGGACGGUCACGUUUCUGAGUGGCAGGAAGUAUAGCGUGGAUGCUCUGCGGUCUUUGGGGGCCGGAGAUCUCCUCAACUCAAUGUUUGACUUCACAGAGAAGCUGCGGGCGCUGAACCUCGGCGAGGAGGAAAUCAGCCUCUUCACGGCCGUAGUGCUGGUGUCUGCAGAUCGCUCUGGCCUGGAGAACGUCAACUCCGUCGAGGCACUUCAGGAAACUCUGAUUCGAGCUCUGCGCAGCUUGAUCACCAAGAACCACCCCAACGAGAUUGCCAUCUUCACUAAACUGCUUCUCAAACUUCCCGAUCUGCGCUCGCUCAACAACAUGCACUCCGAACAGCUCCUGGCCUUCAAGGUCCAGCCCUGACCACCCGCCGAUCCCCAGAACUGAGGACCACGCACCCCCUCCCAUCCACUUUUCGAGACUCCAGGCUCCUUUCUGGGGCCCACUGAGCCUGUUCUCACUCAAAGCCACUUCGCUGACAUCUCUUCCCAGUGGGACUGCCGGUUAAACAAGGAGGGAGAGUUGGUAGCAGACACUUAAGAAUUCUUGAUACUGUAAAACGCCUCCAUUUGUGCUAAUGCACACGACCCACAGACACAAACCGGAUGGGUUUCGUUGUAGAUGCUUACGAGAGUUUGUAUGAUUACGGGGUUUGUGUGUGUACGCAGAGGCACCUUGAAUUUGUUUUUAGAUUUACACUGCCUGUGCAAUAAGUGACACGUUCACUGUUUUUGGAUUGUUCCUUGCUGGUCUAUUAAUACUUUCAUAAAAGAGGAAGCAAGGUAUCUUGUGGCCAUAUGAAAGCUGUGUGUUAAUGUUAACACGUACAUUUAAAACAAAUCUGGUACACAGUACAGUUUGAUACCCUUUCAAUAAUCUGAAGUCAAGAAAAGACAACUAUGAAAUGGAAGAAUGUGGAACAAGAUGCUAAUAAGAGCUUUCUGCUAGAAAGACGACGCAAGAAUGUUUAAUGGAUAGAUCUUAUAAGUGUCGUUAAGUGCAAAGCAAGCCACUCCAUCACUAGCCUGAAUGUGAAAGCAAACGCUUCUUGCUAUGCAAGCUCAAGUUUAUGGAUGGCAAAAGACCGCAAGUUCCAACACUGUAGCGGACAAUCUUUGACAGUCAGUUAUCGCUUUCAGGUCAGCAACAGUUUGGAGAGAGUCUUGCUGAGCAGGGUUAGUUAGUUCAACUGUUGACAAGUUUAUAGAUAGCUACCUGAAUAAUGACACGGACAUCUGAAGGUGAUUGCUUGUGUUAUCUCCAGGCCGCAGGCUUGGCCAACCAUUUGCAUUCUUGCAUAAAGUAUGUUUCUGAUUUUAGAUCUGUAUAAUGUGAAAAUGUUUUGAUUCGUAGGGCAUUUAGUAAUGACACAAUGUUUAAUGAUGCUGAAUGACAAAAGGAGUAGAACAUAUGCGUAUCAUCACUAUAUGAAUGCAUGCUCCUCUCGGUACUGAUCCAUCCACAGUGAUGAUGUCACGAUGUCUGGUUGUAGCUGAGGCCGAAUGUUUAUGAUGAAUGACGAUUUGAGAGGAAACGUUCCACUUCAUAUACUUGUAAUUCUGUUCAGUUCUCUUUUAUGAAUGUUUAUUUUUCUUCUUUUGGGCAAGUCUUUUCAGUGAAUGUUCUUGUAGAGUUAUUGUGUCUGUGUGAUCAGCUGCAGCAAGCAGAUCCUCAGCAUAAUGUUAAGCACAUACUCGAGCACCGUUACACCAGGAAACAUGGAAAGGAAACGGCUCAAAACUUCACUGAGGAACACCUGCAACCCUGUCAGCUCUUCUCGGGUCGGAUCUGAAAUCAAAGCUGCUGUAGAUGAGUAGUUGAUUAAAGAAGUAUCUUCGGUUAUGUUUGGUGUUGGUGUUGGUGUUCCAUCUCAUUGUUCAAUGUCGGCAUUGUGUUGCCAUAAUCCAGUCUGUCUGUUUUCCUUUUUGAAAGCAAUGUAAGCUAUAUAGAUAUAUAUAGAUAUAUAAUUAAAUACACAUAUAUAUAUAUAUAUAUUAAGAAAAUAAACAGAUAAAUUCUGA